Messenger RNA from Knipowitschia caucasica, 258 nucleotides. The record is from the annotation of a GenBank genome assembly. NCBI's taxonomy places the organism in Eukaryota, Metazoa, Chordata, Actinopteri, Gobiiformes, Gobiidae.
AUGACAACAAGAGAGGGAGAAAAGGUGAUUGAGAACAACACUGUGCUUCAGGAUAAAGCCGAUGAAAUGAUAGAGCUGAACAAGAUGAAGAAGCAGCUGUCGGAGCUGCGCAGUCCACUGCUCAAAGACGCCAUCUCCACAGCUGCGUUCCCGAUCUCACCGACCCAGCAAGCUAGCGUGCGCAUCAGACGAUGCCGAGCUCAGCUGUCUGCCGCCUACGACGACACGGAGUACGAACCCUAUGGUCUGCCGGAGUAG